This is a messenger RNA of Aspergillus ochraceoroseus IBT 24754, 1704 nucleotides long. RefSeq names its product GMC family oxidoreductase. The record is from RefSeq and is a predicted model, not a curated record. NCBI's taxonomy places the organism in Eukaryota, Fungi, Ascomycota, Eurotiomycetes, Eurotiales, Aspergillaceae. Bases 1 to 1704 code for a protein of 567 amino acids. The transcript is spliced from 3 exons. Gene Ontology annotation, molecular function: flavin adenine dinucleotide binding; oxidoreductase activity, acting on CH-OH group of donors.
AUGAGUUCCUCUAUUUCGUGGGACUUUAUAGUCGUCGGGAGCGGUCCCGCGGGUUGUGCUAUAGCUUCGAGACUUGCACGAUCUGCUGCACGGCCUCAAGUGCUACUACUCGAAGCCGGUAAUCGGAGGGACGAGAAGGCCUUGCGUGUGGACGGAAAACGAUGGAUGAGCUUCCGGCAAAGCGACACAAACUGGGGGUACAAGACUAUCCCCCAGGAGCACUGCAACGACCGAGAAAUCGACUUCUCACGAGGCAAGGUGCUCGGAGGGAGUAGUGCGAUUAAUUUUGGCGUGUAUACGGUAGGCGCGCAAGACGACUAUGACGAAUGGGCGGCGUUGGUUGAAGAUGAUGCGUUUCGGUGGGAAAAGAUCCAGGAGCGGUUUAAGAGUCUGGAGACCUUCCAUCGAGGUGUUCCUGAUCCCAGAUAUGCUCAUCUCGCGGAUCCUAAGGAAUCCGACCACGGUAAGGAUGGUGCGCUACGGCUGGGGUAUGCGGGAGAAUGGGAACCGGACCUCCCCUUGGUUUUGGAGGCUCUGAACGAGGCUGGACUGCCAUUGAACUUGGACCACAACUCGGGCAACCCGAUUGGAAUGGCAGUGGGUAUUAAUUCAGCCUAUUCGGGUGUUAGAACGACUGCCGCUGAUCUGUUGCGGGAUGCACCCGAGAAUCUUACCAUUAUUCCUGCAUCGCCAGUGCAACGAGUGAUUCUGGAUGGGAAAAUAGCGGUUGGUGUGGAAUCAAAUGGAUUGCAGUAUCUCGCGUCAAAGGACGUCAUUAUCUCUGCGGGUUCACUGGACUCGCCUAAGAUCCUAAUGCACUCAGGCAUCGGACCAGCAGAUCAACUCGAGAAAUUCAAUAUCCCCGUAGUCAAGGACAUACGCGCAAUCGGCCACGGCAUGCGCGACCACCCAUUUGUCCCCCUCUGCUUCCUCCGAAAUCCCGAAACAAACGACCGCAACAGCUUCUUCGGCAAGCAGGAGGCCAUGGACGCAGCCAUGGAACAGUGGAUGAUUGACGGCACGGGCCCUUGGGCACGCUACGCCAGUCAGAUUCUAAUGGGAUGGUUCAAGAGCGAUCGAAUUACACAGUCGGCGGAGUUCAAGGCCCUCCCCGCAUCGACGCAGGAGUUUCUCAACCGCCCGACUGUGCCUCAUUAUGAACUGGCAUCGCACUUUCCCAUCCACAUGCUCGUGCCCGAAUUAACGCAGGACUACAGCUAUGUCUGUUUCGCUUUUUUUUUGAUGAACCAGCAAUCUAAAGGGGAAGUGCGUCUGCAGUCCUCUGACCCGAACGAGCCUCUUCUGUUUAACGCCAAUUUCCUCGCUCAUCCGUAUGAUCGCCGAGUGUGCAUUGAGGCGGCCCGAGAGUUACUGCGUGUAACAAAUCACGAAGCAUUCAAGAAAGAUACGGUGUCGAUGAUUCUCGGCCCCGCUUCGGAAUCCGACGAGGAUAUUCUCGAGUUCUGUAAGAAUUUGGUGGGAUCCGCGUGGCAUAUGACCGGUACAGUGAAGAUGGGCAAGCCAGGCCAAGCUGACGCCGCGGUUGACAGCAAGUUCCGGGUCUGUGGUGUUGAAAACCUGCGUGUUGCAGAUAUGAGCGUCGUUCCAGUUAUGACAAAUAACCAUACUCAGGCGACAGCUUAUGUGACUGGAGCGUCGUGCGCGGAUAUUUUGAUUGCCGAGUAUGGGCUUGAUAGAGCAUGA